Messenger RNA from Marchantia polymorpha subsp. ruderalis, 1733 nucleotides. The record is from the annotation of a GenBank genome assembly. NCBI's taxonomy places the organism in Eukaryota, Viridiplantae, Streptophyta, Marchantiopsida, Marchantiales, Marchantiaceae.
UGAUUUUCUUACUUCGGUACAGCUUGUAAUCAGAGUAGCUUCACACUUAGGAACACGUCUGCGAUGGCCCCAAGUUUAGACUCGGAUUCUACUGUCUUGAGCAUCAGAUCUGAUUUCAGAGAAGGACGAUUUCUAAGGCAGUCGAAGAGCGACCUGUACGCAAAUGAUAUCCGCAGAAGUUUUGAGAACGAUUUCAGAGUCCCAGAUUUCCAGCACCGUUACCCGAAGGCCCGACUCAACCCCUUGGCUGCGCAGUGCCAUGACAUUUCCAAUGACUGGAUCGUUUCUUUGGGCAUAGAUAAGGAGCUGGGUCCAAGUAUGUGGCAAUCGUGUAUGGCGGCCAAAUUCUCUGAGUAUAUCGGCUUUGUCUAUGACGAUAUAGAGCCCAAAGAUUUCCUUUGGCUCUGCAAAUGGGUUCAAUGCUUCUUUGCUUUCGAUAGCAAGCUGGAUGACGGUGAAUGGGCAGACCGGAUAGAUUGGUCGAGUGAUGUAAUUUUAGAUAUGAAUUUGGUUCUCUUGUGGAAUGACCCUGACAACGAGCGCUUACUGGAAGGCUUGAAAUCUAUUCUGGAUACGUUGAUGGAGACUGAGGCUUCCAGAAAACGCGCGCAGCUCCACACAAUUCAUGCAGAUCUGGUGCAUGCCAGGAACAAAGCGAAAUCACUUCUCGAUGUCAAUUUGGGAGCUUUCAUGUCGGGAUUUCGAGAGCUGUGGCUGGAAUAUAUCGAAGAUCUGCCUGUUGAGUGUAUGUCGAGAGAGGCUGAGGCAUUUCAACAGUACAUCACGGGCUGUCUCUCAGAACAAAUAGGUCGAAUGAAAGGAACAAAGCUCAGUGUGUCUGAUUACAUCAGCCUUCGACGACAAGCCGGAGGAGUGUGGGCGUUAAUUGUUUUCUCAGAUCGGAUGAUUGAGCAUAAAAGAAGGAAAUCUCCGAUUUGCCAUCUUCCCGACAGCUUGUUCUACGGAAAAGAUAUGCAGAAUAUGCUGGCCGCUAUUACUGACAUCGUAUGUUGGCAUAAUGACAUUUUCGGUUUCCAGAAGGAACUAUUGAACAAUGACCAUAAGAACACUUUGGUGUUUGUCAUAUUUCAUGAAUACAACUGCCAAUCUUACACACAAGCAGGAGAGCUUGUAGUCGAACUACUGCACGACAGAAUUGCUGAAAUGGAACUUGCAUAUGAACGGCUGAGAUCUGCGGCCGCUCCUGAGUUUCAUCCCGCAAUUGACCUGUACAUGAAAAUUUGUCGAGGUUGGAUUCCUGGAACGCACCAGUAUCACAUGAUUUCCUCGCGAUACAAUGUGUCCAAUUCCUCUAUUUCAGAUACAGGAAAUUCUAAAAAGGUAGAACACAUCACCAAGCGUUAGUAAAUGUAUGUAGAGGCUCGGGUGACAGUGGACACGUAUGCUUUGUCUACAAUCUGCCCGUACUUUUGAAGCAACGCUGAAUAAGUUCUUUGGUUGACGUUGCUGGAGCCGUGGAUGAGAUAUUUGUCUUACAGCCAGUUUAAGGAGGAAGAGUAUUACUGCAAACUUCCAGAUGAGAGCAUCGACAGAACCUUGAGUUGCGUUUGAACACAACAGGAAUCAACGUGAUUUAAAAUCACAUCCUAUGCCAAGUAUGUUCAACGGCUUUUUAACAAUACAAAGACUACGCAUGAACAUGAUAAUGAUUUAUGCAAAGUGAAGAGACAACAGUCCUUCAAUGCUAGAUUAUUCGCAAAAUUAAUAUGAAG